AUGGAUGAAUGGCUACAGCCCUAUUCCGAAUCUGGAACUUCUAGGAAAUACAACCCUCCUCCUACUCAGGUACAUUUAGCCAGUAAUUUCAGCGGGAGCUCGCAAACACCGGCUUCAGCAUGUUUCGCAUAUGAGCCUUAUAAACAUCCACAGUCUCCAUCAAUAUCCCCUUCAGCAGCAACGAAUUAUCACCUGAGAGAGAAGGGCGGAGAUAUCCCAAUGCAUGACAAUAGUGACCCUUACAAUCGAAUAAAUUGUCUAGCACGACCCUACGAUCAACUGCACCCCUCUCCCGCAAGAGGACCUUCAAAUUAUAUUUCGCAAGAUCCGUCUCCGGCAGCUCAGCGAUUUUCCCCCAUGGACACAUCAUCUUCUAAUUCGUCGUUUGGGCCACCUCAUCAAAUACAGAAUAGACAAAGCUCACGUCAAUCACCGACACGACCCGGUAGUUAUUCUUCCCCAAUCUAUUGUUAUUCUAGCCGUCAACAAACACGUCAGAUCCCGUCUGCCACCCCGUAUUCUUCAAAAAGUGAGACACGGAAUCCUUCAGCAAGUGUGCAGCUCAACGCAGUUUUGGGAAAUGACGGGAGGUCUCCUAGGCGCCACAUAACCCAAAACUCACUUAGCCACUCGGGACGAGGCUGUGUCCUUCAAUUCGUUAAAAUACGCUCUGCAGCAGACCUCCAGCCUAAAAUAAAUUCUCAGCCAGCCUUUCGAAGAGCUGAUCCUGAAGGUGGAUUUAUUAGUCCAUUGCAAGCGCUUACGAGCCAUCUUCCAUCGACCUAUCGUAUCUGUAAUCCAAACUUCAAAUACGAAUCAUCUCGAAACCCACGUCGAGUUCUCACAAAGCCAAGCAAGGGGGUUAAGAACGAUGGCUUUGAUAACGAGGAUUGUGAUUAUAUACUCUACGUUAACGAUAUCCUUGGUUCCGAAGAAACUGGUCAUAAGAAUCGGUAUUUGAUCCUUGAUGUCCUAGGACAGGGAACUUUCGGACAGGUUGUUAAAUGUCAGAAUUUAAAGACCCAAGAAGUUGUAGCUGUCAAAGUGGUAAAAAAUCGCACAGCAUACUUUAAUCAAAGUAUGAUGGAGGUAUCUGUGCUUGACUUGUUGAACACAAAGCUUGACAAAAACGAUGAUCACCACUUAUUGCGCUUAAAAGAUACAUUUAUUCAUAGGCAACAUCUGUGUUUGGUUUUCGAGUUAUUGAGUGUUAACCUCUAUGAAUUAAUUAAGCAGAAUCAGUUCCGAGGACUCAGUACUACUCUUGUACGAGUAUUUUCCCAACAACUUCUCAAAGGUUUAAGCUUGUUAAACAAAGCACGCCUGAUACACUGUGACCUAAAACCGGAAAAUAUAUUACUCAAGAAUCUAGAGAGCCCUAUUAUCAAAAUUAUUGACUUCGGAUCUGCCUGUGAUGAAAGACAAACUGUUUAUACUUACAUACAAUCUAGAUUUUACAGAUCGCCAGAGGUUCUUCUAGGUCUACCUUACUCAUCUGCCAUCGACAUGUGGUCUCUUGGGUGCAUUGUCGUUGAGUUAUUCCUUGGACUCCCUCUAUUUCCGGGCUCCUCGGAGUAUAAUCAAGUUUCUCGUAUAGUCGAAAUGCUUGGAAACCCACCAAGUUGGAUGUUAGACAAGGGUAAACAAGCAGGGGAAUUCUUUGAAAAGAGACAUGCUGCGGAUGGUCGACGCACGUAUCACCUCAAAAGCAUGGAGCAGUAUUCGAGGGAGCAUGGGACUAAAGAGCAACCCAGCAAGAAAUAUUUUCAAGCCACAACUCUACCAGAAAUUAUUAGAUCUUAUGCGAUGCCCCGUAAGGAUAUGAAACAAACUGAGAUUGAUAGAGAAAUGAACAAUCGUAUUGCCUUCAUUGACUUUGUGCGCGGACUGCUAAAUAUUAAUCCACUAGAGCGUUGGUCCCCGCAGCAAGCGAAACUUCAUCCAUUUAUCACACAACAGAAAUUUACUGGUCCCUUUGUGCCGCCAAUGAACUUGAAGCCAAGUACUGUUUACCGUUCUCCUGCAACAACAGUUCACCAGCAAACACAGCCGCAAACUCAACCAGUUUCUCACCCUCCGUCUCAGCCGCAAACACUGCCGCAACCUCAUUCGCAAUCACAACCACACACUCAGUUACAGCAAUCUCAAUCUCAACACCAACAACAAACUGAUUCUUUCAAUAAACAAAGAGCUCAUGCUAUGCAAGCACAAUUACAAGUCCAGGCUCACACGCAGCAAUCUCAGAUCGUAGCCCAACCAUCCUACCCCAGCGGAAUCUCAAUAAACCAGUUUUCUCACUCAAAUCAGUCGCAGCCCGCACCAGCCGCUUUUAAUAGUAAUAUGUUUUCACAAGGCUCAUCUCAUCAAGCUGCCCCGCCCCCAUAUCCGCAACAAAGCUAUACUCAACUGGCCAUAAUGCCACAGUUAUCAUCUCAAAACCAACCACCACACUAUAAUAAUGGCACUUCUCAACAAAGCCUGUAUGUACAAGCCGCUGUGCGCUCUGGACGUCGAAGGGCCUCCACUAUGGAAUUUCAGCAAGGGGGUGUUCCGGUUGCCAUACAGAGGGUAGCUAGCCAUCUUGAUCCUAAUCACCCAAUUCGUCUACAACCAAGCCCGGCAUAUUAUCCACCUCCGCCUGAUGGACCGGCAGACACAAUUUAUGGUAAUGUACGUAAAGGAAAUAUCCGAUUAGCUCAAACCAAUCAGGAUGGAUCAAGAAGCAAUAGAGACUUUAUCCAAAACCUAGAAGAUCGAACUCUUGAAGAAGGCUUCAUGUUUCAAAGUCAAUGGCAUUGA
Messenger RNA from Blumeria graminis f. sp. triticale, 2799 nucleotides. Lineage: Eukaryota; Fungi; Ascomycota; Leotiomycetes; Helotiales; Erysiphaceae. The record is from the annotation of a GenBank genome assembly.